Lipotes vexillifer (Yangtze River dolphin) is the source of this 2843-nucleotide messenger RNA. RefSeq names its product potassium inwardly rectifying channel subfamily J member 3 (gene KCNJ3). The record is from RefSeq and is a predicted model, not a curated record. Gene Ontology annotation, biological process: potassium ion import across plasma membrane; regulation of monoatomic ion transmembrane transport. The transcript has 3 exons. Gene Ontology annotation, cellular component: plasma membrane. Gene Ontology annotation, molecular function: G-protein activated inward rectifier potassium channel activity. Lineage: Eukaryota; Metazoa; Chordata; Mammalia; Artiodactyla; Lipotidae. The coding region runs from base 190 to 1695 and encodes 501 amino acids.
CCCAGGGGAGGAGAGGCGUCUGCGGGGGGCAGAGACCGCAGCUACCUGCCGGGUGCGCCCCCCGCCCCGGGCACGCAGGCGUUCGUCCCCCCUUUCUCUCCCUCUCCCACCUCCUCAUUGGUGCUGGUUUGCAGCGCUCGGCUCCUGCGCCUUCGCUUCGCGUUUGAAUCUGGCUCGCCCCUCCGUAUUAUGUCUGCACUCCGAAGGAAAUUUGGGGACGAUUACCAGGUAGUGACCACCUCGUCCAGCGGCUCGGGCUUGCAGCCCCAGGGGCCGGGCCAGGGCCCGCAGCAGCAGCUUGUGCCCAAGAAGAAGCGACAGCGGUUCGUGGACAAGAACGGCCGGUGCAAUGUCCAGCACGGCAACCUGGGCAGUGAGACGAGCCGCUACCUCUCGGACCUCUUCACCACCCUGGUGGACCUCAAGUGGCGCUGGAACCUCUUCAUCUUCAUUCUCACCUACACCGUGGCCUGGCUCUUCAUGGCGUCCAUGUGGUGGGUGAUUGCCUACACUCGGGGCGACCUGAACAAAGCCCACGUCGGCAACUACACGCCCUGCGUGGCCAACGUCUAUAACUUCCCUUCGGCCUUCCUCUUCUUCAUCGAGACCGAGGCCACCAUCGGCUAUGGCUACCGCUACAUCACCGACAAGUGCCCCGAGGGCAUCAUCCUCUUCCUCUUCCAGUCCAUUCUCGGCUCCAUCGUGGACGCCUUCCUCAUAGGCUGCAUGUUCAUCAAGAUGUCCCAGCCCAAGAAGCGCGCGGAGACCCUGAUGUUUAGCGAGCACGCGGUGAUCUCUAUGAGGGACGGAAAACUCACGCUCAUGUUCCGAGUGGGCAACCUGCGCAACAGCCAUAUGGUCUCCGCGCAGAUCCGCUGUAAGCUGCUCAAAUCUCGGCAGACACCUGAGGGUGAGUUCCUUCCCCUUGAUCAACUUGAACUGGAUGUAGGUUUUAGUACAGGGGCAGAUCAACUUUUUCUUGUUUCCCCCCUCACGAUUUGCCACGUGAUUGAUGCCAAAAGCCCCUUUUAUGACCUAUCCCAGCGAAGCAUGCAAAGUGAACAGUUCGAGAUUGUCGUCAUCCUAGAAGGCAUUGUGGAAACAACUGGGAUGACUUGUCAAGCUCGAACAUCAUACACUGAAGAUGAAGUUCUUUGGGGCCACCGUUUUUUCCCUGUAAUUUCCUUAGAAGAAGGAUUCUUUAAAGUUGAUUACUCCCAGUUCCAUGCAACAUUUGAAGUCCCCACGCCACCUUACAGUGUGAAAGAACAGGAGGAAAUGCUUCUUAUGUCGUCCCCUUUAAUAGCACCAGCCAUAACUAACAGCAAAGAAAGACAUAAUUCUGUGGAAUGCUUAGAUGGACUAGAUGACAUUAGUACCAAACUUCCAUCUAAGCUGCAGAAAAUUACUGGAAGAGAAGACUUUCCCAAAAAACUCUUGAGAAUGAGUUCUACAACUUCUGAAAAAGCCUACAGCUUGGGUGAUUUGCCCAUGAAACUUCAACGAAUAAGUUCAGUACCUGGCAACUCAGAAGAAAAACUGGUAUCUAAAACCACCAAAAUGUUGUCUGAUCCCAUGAGCCAGUCGGUGGCUGAUUUGCCACCAAAGCUUCAAAAGAUGGCCGGAGGAGCAGCCAGGAUGGAAGGGAAUCUUCCGGCAAAACUAAGAAAAAUGAACUCUGAUAGAUUCACAUAACCAAACACCCCUUCAGGCAUUAUUUACUGUUUGAUUUGGUAAUAGUCCAAUAUUUGGCUGAUGAGGUAAUCCUCUUUAAGGAAUCUGAAAGGUACAGUUUUUCCCCCAGUCAUAUAUACAUAUUUGAGAACCCUUCCUUUUCAGGUAUUGCUAAUGUGCAAGAGGAAAAGUUGUAAAGGGAAGACAUCAGAAGGAAGUUCUUAUUAACGGGCAUGUAUUAUCACAUCAAGCAUGCAAUAAUGUGCAAAUUUUACAUUUAGUUUUAUGGCAUGAUUUAUAUAUGGUAUAUUUAUAUUGUAUAUUAUGGAAAAUGUAUAUAUAUAUAUUUAAAGGGGUAGUACCCUGCACAACAUUUCUAACAUACUUAUUAAGCCAAACAUGAAUUGAUAGCUUUCAGGGUGAUAAAACUAUAUAUAUAUAUGUGUGUGUGUGUGUACACAUAGUUUUAUAUAUACACACACAUAUAUGUACAUAUAUAUACAUAUACACACACACGUACAUACAUAUAUCUGAUAAAAUUGUGAUGUUUUGUUCAAAGUUGUAGUUCUUGUGCAUGUUUACUUUAUUAGGCUAGGAAGGCUUCUGGCAUUAAUUAUUAAUACCAAAUAUUUUAGCCUUAAAUUAUUUGUCAUUUUAAAAUCUGAUUUAACGUUUUCUGCUGUUUAAGGUCCUGGAAGGUUUUCAAUUGUUCUUUAUAUGAGGGAGUCACACAAGUCUGUGCUACUUAUGGCCCUGCAAAAAUAAAACCAUUAUAUGUUUAACUUGUAAAUUUUGAAGCAUACUAAUACGCUGACAAUUUCUUAUGAUUUUUAAAAGUUGCUAGUACUGGGAAAAAAUAAAUAUUGCCAUUUUGAGAGUUGGUCCUUUCCUGGACUGAUUAAAGUCUGGAAAUCUUUUACAUAUGAUCUAAUACAACUAUGAGCUCUGAACAAAUGUUGAAUCACUGUAAUAGUCAGUAGCGACGUUAUAUUGAAUAUAUUGGAAUCUGUGUGAAAUUACAUAAUUAAUGGUCCCUGUUUCAAACUGAGUCAAUUGGUAACAUUUUCACUCUUUUUCUCAAACUUUUGUCAUUUUAAAAACCAGUAAUUUAUCUUUGAGGAGAUAAAACAAUACAAUGAAACAGAUGAUAGGUAUUUAUGUGUAAAAUA